Nilaparvata lugens (brown planthopper) is the source of this 1228-nucleotide messenger RNA. Its product is annotated as transcription factor Adf-1-like. Gene Ontology annotation, cellular component: nucleus; transcription regulator complex. The record is from RefSeq and is a predicted model, not a curated record. The transcript is spliced from 2 exons. Gene Ontology annotation, molecular function: DNA binding. Gene Ontology annotation, biological process: regulation of transcription by RNA polymerase II. Lineage: Eukaryota; Metazoa; Arthropoda; Insecta; Hemiptera; Delphacidae. The coding region runs from base 10 to 957 and encodes 315 amino acids.
GUUUUAAAGAUGGUUGAUACAGAUGAUUUAAUUUCCAAAGUUUUUCAAAAGAAGGCGAUUUGGGAUAAACGGGAGAAGUUGCACGUGAACAGAGUGUAUGUAGAUAAGUGUUGGAAGGAGAUAGCUACUGAAUUGGAAGCCGAAGCCAGUCAGCUGAGGAGAAAGUGGAAAUAUCUCCGUGAUCAAUAUGCAUCAGAAUUGACUAAAAUAAAACGUCCAAAAUCUGGAGCUGGAGCUGAUGAAGUGGUUAUUUGCAAGUGGCAGUACUUUAAAACUCUUUCUUUCUUGAAAGAUGUGGUGAAGCCUAGAGAAUCGUCUGGCAAUUGUAGUGCUGUAUUAGACGUAAAUCUAAAUGAAGAUACACAUCAACAGUCUAUUACCUCCAAUGACAACAACGGUGAUGAAGUACAUGAUAACGUUGAUAACGUUAAUGACCAGCCAAGCAACGAGACAAAUAAUACAAACGAAGCUAAUAAUGUCCCCGCUUCAACUAAUCCUCCUACCCCAGCUUUGGUAGUAGAAGGCAUACAAGGUACAAGCAAAGUUAACAAAAAUACGGUGGAGCGAGUAAAACGUAAAAGAACAACUGAUGAUUAUACAUCUUCAAUACUGGAAAUAGAGAAAAAAAAGCUUGAAAUUUUGUGUCAAAAGAGGAAUGAUAAAGCAGGAAAAGAGGAUGACGAUGAACAUUUACUCUUCUUCAAAACAUUGUUGCCACACAUCAGGAAGAUUAAACCAGAGCAAAUAUUAUCUUUCCGUUGUAUGGUUCAGAACCUAGUUCAGGACUUCGCAUACCCAAUAAGUUAUGUACAGAUGCAUCAAGCAGAAGCAAUGUCAACGCCGCGCAGUGCAACCCCAUACUCAAACCCUCAGUCUGUUCAAAGCUCAUUGAAGGAAGAUGAUGAGGAACAUCCCCUAAAUACUGAUUUCCUAGGAGUGUUUGCAAAACUGUCAUAAUAUGAUGUACAUUUUGACUUAAAACCUCUUGACUACAAUUAUCUUUUUUUACUUUGACAACAAAACAAAGUUACAAUAAUGGCAUAUGAAAUAACUCAAAAUAAAAAAUUUCGCAGGAGUGUUUACAAACAUAAUAUUAGUUAGAGUAUUAUCUUCUUUCAAACUUUUUUUUCUACAAUUAGGCUUAGAAUGUCCUUUUUUCAUUAUACAAAAUGUAUUGUAAAUCAUAAUGUAUUGUUAUACCUGCAUAACAUCUAAUAAAUAAUUUACA